UAUCCCAGCACUACAAAAAGGAAAACAGUAGUAUUAAGAGAGGUCACUUGUCGUUGCUCAUUUGGAAUACUGAAUGCUAGCAUCUAUGGUUUCCCUUGUUGUGUAACUAGACUGUGAGGAUAGAAGAGUCUAAAUGCCCUUUGCUCUCUUUGGGUAACUGAACUCUUAAAUGCUCAUUUCCAGAGCAGUGACUGAUCAAGCUUGGUGCACUGUGAGCUUUUGUGAUCAUUUUCCAGCAAUAGCUUUAUUUGUACAAUCUCACACCUGAAGAAGAAAGAAAAAUGGCUUGUACUGAAUUUUCUUUUCAUAUGCCAAGUCUAGAGGAGCUUGCUGAAGUUAUGCAAAAGGGGCUAAAAGAUAACUUUGCUGAUGUGCAGGUCUCUGUAGUUGAUUGCCCUGAUUUGACUAAAGAACCAUUUACCUUUCCUGUAAAAGUUUAUCCAGUUGUACAAGCAGAGAGUGAGCACAACCCUCCUGUGAAUGGCAGUUACUUUGCCCGUGUUAACCCUGAAGAUGGAAGGUGCCGUCUAGAGAAGUACAGUGAAAAACAUCAUGAUUUUGGAUGUGCAUUACUGGCUAAUCUUUUUGCCAGUGAGGGCCAACCUGGCAAGGUCAUUGAGGUAAAAGCCAAAAGAAGAACUGGACAGCUCAACUUUGUGACUUGUAUGAGACAGACUCUGGAAGAACAUUACGGAAACAAGCCCAUAGGGAUGGGAGGCACUUUCAUAGUGCAGAAGGGAAACGUGAAGGCUCACAUUAUGCCUGCAGAAUUUUCUCCCUGCCCAUUGACCUCUGAUGAACAGGUGAAUAAAUGGUUGAAUUUUUAUGAGAUGAAGGCUCCUUUGGUUUGUCUACUAGUUUUUGUCUCCAGAGACCCAGGGUUUGAUUUGCGGCUGGAACACACCCACUUUUUUAGUCGUCAUGGAGAAGGUGGACACUACCACUAUGACACUACUCCAGAUACAGUGGAAUAUCUCGGAUACUUCACUCCCGCCCACUUUCUCUAUCGCAUUGAUCAACCGAAAGAGACCCAUUCAUUUGGGAGAGAUUAAAUCAGCCAAUGCGUGUUUAAAAAAGAAAUGAUUAACUAAGGUUAAUUAACUAACUCAAUACUUGGUAUUAAUACAAAAUCCAAUAGAAGUUAUCUCAGUACUGAAAUCCUUUUUU
Castor canadensis (American beaver) is the source of this 1167-nucleotide messenger RNA. The record is from RefSeq and is a predicted model, not a curated record. NCBI's taxonomy places the organism in Eukaryota, Metazoa, Chordata, Mammalia, Rodentia, Castoridae.